Molecule: messenger RNA, 2103 nt
Organism: Diaporthe batatas
Lineage: Eukaryota; Fungi; Ascomycota; Sordariomycetes; Diaporthales; Diaporthaceae
Exons: 4
Coding region: 1-2103 (700 amino acids)
Biological process (GO): cytoskeleton-dependent cytokinesis
Cellular component (GO): septin ring; cell division site; microtubule cytoskeleton
Molecular function (GO): molecular adaptor activity; GTPase activity; GTP binding
Source: RefSeq, a predicted model, not a curated record
AUGCGACCGUUCCCAGGCGACCCUGGCCCGCCACCGCGGCGGGCCCAACGAGGGGCUGAUGGCGACCUCCCGACUGCAUUCCGCCACCCCGCUGCUGCUGGCCAGCAGCAGCAGAUAAACUCGUAUUUUAUCGGCAGCGAGGACGCCGUCGACGCCGCCCUGCAGCAAUCACUGGCGAGCUUCACAGCCGCCGGCCGUGAUCACCGCAAGCCGGGGCCGCCCGAACCGGAGCACAGCAACCCCCCCAAGCAUACCGCCGCACCAAGUGAUUGUGAAUCCAUCUCGACGUCGGACCCCGCAGAUGCUGAUGAUAUCUCCCUGAUCUCCGAUGCUGCCCCGAGCAGGCUGAACUUGCCAGAACCCAUGAGUAAUCUCUCGCAGCCGAUAACCCCCUUGAUGCUGGCCACCCCGGGAUCGCCCUCCGCCAUCAGCGAUACGAUGAGCGUGUCGUUAUCCGAGGACGUCGCAAGCCAGGCCCUCAGCAUGAGCCAGGAUCUCGGCAACAUGGAUGCCUCGGAGAUGAUGGACAGCGGCAGUGCCCCCCAGCUUGUUAUGCCCUCGAUCAAGAUGCCCAGCAGGCGGCCAUUUACGGACGGGGGAAAGCGGAUGGGGAGGCUGAAGGUCCUUGUAGCUGGAGACUCUGGCGUCGGCAAGACAUCGCUCAUCAAGGCCCUGGUCCAAUCCUGCGAACACAUAGUACACAUCGAUCCCAUACCGUCCCAUUCAAACGCACUGCUCAGCCUGGCUUCGAGCACCCGCCGUGGGAGGUCCAGAUCUUCGAGGAACCAGGCCCGGACAACCGAGAUAUCCGAGAUAUUCGCGAGCACGAAGCCAUACCCAGAAUGGUGGUCGGAUCUGGACGAUUUUCAACUGCUUAAACGCCGGAAGAGUGUCGAUGAUACCAUUUUAGACAGGAACAUUUGCUUUAUUGAUACCCCAGGUUAUAGUAACGGUGCUUCGAGCAUGGAGAGCAUUACUCCCGUAAUUCGUUAUGUUGAAUCGCACUUCGAGAAAGUGCAGUCAAAUGCAUCGCCCGACGCUGAAAUUUUAAACAUGCUCGGUGGCGACGGAGGCAGCCAAGUCGAUCUGGUUUUCUACCUCAUCCAGCAAAAGCUCAAACCGGCCGACAUCAAAUACCUGCAACUUUUAGCAUCCCUGACGAAUGUUAUCCCGCUUGUUGCCAAGGCAGAUACCAUGACACCCGAGGCCGUUGCACAAAGCAAGCUCCAGAUCAGAAGUGAGCUGAUGGAGGCGGGAGUGCGACCAUUCUCGUUUACCGUGUCUUCGACGGGAAUCCCAGGCGAUAACGAGCCCAGAUAUCCGUACGCCGUAUCCAGUACGCCCGGGUCAGACCAUGAUAUCAUGGACGCAAGCCUGUUGAUGAGUCCGGACUACGUACAACCACUAAUGCAAUCGGAGCUUGCGAAUGUGGUGGACCAGGUGUUCUGCGAGAACGGAGCAUCGUGGCUGAGGCAUGCUGCCGCCAAGAAGUUCAUCCAGUGGAAGAACGCAGACAGCUCGUCGAGGCCCAAGGCACUUUACGAACCCAUGGGCCUCUCAGCCAGCCCUCCCAUGCCACUGGUGGCCACGGGAUCAUCUUCGUCUCCCGUGGGAGCAACUGCACAGUACUCCCUCGCCCGGAUCGCCGACCACACGCAAAGAGAGGAACGGCUUGCCCAGAUCCGGCUUGCCAACUGGGCGUCAGAGCUGCAGAGGAGCCUGGCAAACGAGCGAGCCCGUUACGACGCACUUGCGCGGGGAGAACGAGCGAUCUGGCUGACGGAGAAGCUUCAUGAAUGCGUGCAGGAUGGAGAGCUCGUGCCGUGGGCAGAUCGGGACCGCAGCGUUUCGCGGCCGGGGGAGAAGCCGAGGCGGAAGACGGGGCGCGGCCGCUACUACAGCACUUCGACCACCCAAUACCAGGACCCGCUUGGGCUGCUGCGCGUGGCUGCGCGGCUGAAGGCAAAUGGAUGGAUCGCACUCGAGGUUCUCGGGGGCGUGAGUAUCCUCGGCGGUGCCGCAGUGUGGCUCUCAGGGCAGGAAUGGCCAGUCGUCGAAUGGGCCGUCGAACACUGGUCCGCCUUCUGGGGUGGUGAGAAAUGA